Molecule: messenger RNA, 1641 nt
Organism: Gasterosteus aculeatus aculeatus (three-spined stickleback)
Lineage: Eukaryota; Metazoa; Chordata; Actinopteri; Perciformes; Gasterosteidae
Gene: tmem167b
Product: transmembrane protein 167B
Source: RefSeq, a predicted model, not a curated record
GAAACCGGAAAUGUCAACCGAGUGACUACGAAGCGGGCCGCUGCAUCUCCACUUUAUAUUACAUAAUGGAUUGCUAAUUUAGGAAACAGUCAUCAUACCUCGUCAAAAGCAAACUGAAUAUGACAAAUGUGUACUCUCUCGAUGGCAUCCUGGUGUUUGGGCUGCUGUUCGUAUGCACCUGUGCAUACCUCAAGAAAGUGCCUCGUAUCAACGGCUGGCUGCUGUCCGAGAAGAGAGGAGUUUGGGGUGUCUUUUACAAAGCUGCGGUAAUUGGGACGCGGCUUCACAUUGCCGUGGCAAUUUCCUGUUUGGCCACGUCUUUCUACGUUCUCUUCUUAAAAUGAUCGUCAGUCUGCGCUGGAAAGGACACCAGUCGGGUGCAGGCUAGGGAUGGACUCAUUACAGUGGUCAUGUACUAAUCCUUAUGGGGGGAAACAUGGAGUGGGGGAAACACUGGACCAGUGAAACCCCAUUGGCCUUGUGGAGCUGGCCAGUGCUGGUGAUUGGGUACAAAACUCUUCACUUGAUAAUUUGUAUGCACUACGGAAAGAAAUGGCAUCCGUAAUCAUCUCUGGAGUUAUUACAGUGGAGAUGGACGGCUGGGAACAUGGUAUCCUUCUAUUGUAGGGGAACACUGUUGUCUCCAGCCCCACCCCAUAAAAAUGUAUACUGAAGGAUGCAUAAGAUUGAAGGGCACCAUGUAUAUUUAUACCAUAUACCUGUACAUAACCUAAAGUUAGUCUAGUUGUAUAUGGACCAUGAAAUGACCGUUCAAGAUUUGCCAUGGGUUCUGUGUGAUCAAAUUGAAAAUGAUCAGUUGUGCUGUUUUUUUUUUCUGUAUCUCCUCUUGUGUAAAGGGUGGAGGGGAAGAUAAAGCUAAUGUAUAAAGAUUUUAUGGUCUAUACUUUUGUUUCCCCCUCCCUUUUUUUUGUUUCUUACGUUUUCUCAACAGUUCUGUUUGACAUCUCUUAAAGGAGCUAAUGCAGAGUCUGGGCCAGGAUCACCUGCUCUUCGCUCUCACCGCUGACAUCACAAGUAAACAUUGAAGUGGUAGAGCCAACGUGGCAGUGGAGAGCAGUGUUGGGUAAGCACUGGGAACACUGACUCUCAAGUGGAGGCAGCCUAGCUUCUGCAAGGACAACGUCCCACCACCAGGGUCUGCAGUGGGGCAUGAACCGGGAGAGCCAACUGUUUUAAAGACAAGACGGAGUUUCACGCUUUAACAUGCACACGCGGCCGGCCCAGCUACCAAAACAAAGAACUAAGAAGCUGAUUACAACAAAAACAAGGAGUUUCACUGCUCAGGAUGCUAUUUCUCCAUUUAUGUCAGGAAUGUGGCAUAUAGCUCCUUUUAUGCUUAGUUUUAGGUUUGAAAUACACAUGUUGCACAGGUGUGUUGUAUUUCCGUUGACAUCUAAUACAAUAACGUUUUUAAUGUUAUAAAAGCGUGACAUGUAGAAUACAAUGUUUUACCGCAACUGUAGAAUAUUCCUGAGAGGAGAAUAACUUUAAAAGAUGGCUUAUCUUACUAUAUUGUGAAAAUUCUAUAUCUAUUUCUGUCUUGCCUAAGCAUUUAAAUGCAAUGCCAAAUAUUGAUGGUGCUUGUUGCAUCUGAAUUAAAUUCUGUCACUUUUUUUUUUU